Aptenodytes forsteri (emperor penguin) is the source of this 3485-nucleotide messenger RNA. It is a transcript of the gene GUCY2C, whose product is annotated as guanylate cyclase 2C. Lineage: Eukaryota; Metazoa; Chordata; Aves; Sphenisciformes; Spheniscidae. Gene Ontology annotation, molecular function: peptide receptor activity; protein kinase activity; guanylate cyclase activity. The coding region runs from base 1 to 3213 and encodes 1070 amino acids. The record is from RefSeq and is a predicted model, not a curated record. Gene Ontology annotation, biological process: receptor guanylyl cyclase signaling pathway; cGMP biosynthetic process; intracellular signal transduction. The transcript has 27 exons.
AUGAAGCAACGGAUGUUGGGUCUGGCCCUUUGGCCUUUGUUUUUCUCUCUCAAGCUGCUGCAGCAAGUUGGUUCAAACGAAUGUAGCAACAACAGUUAUGUGGUCAAUGUGAUGCUCAUGAAUUACUCGGACCUCCCAUUAACUACUGAAAAUUUGAAAUUAGCUGUGACCAAAGCCUUGCAAAGCGUACAAAAGGAAUUCAACAGGAUAGGAGAAAAUAUUACAGUCAAUGCCACCUUCCACAGCGCCUCACCACUCUAUGUCUCACAAGGCUGUCGUACCAGCACCUGUGAAGGUGUGGAGCUCAUUAAGGCAAUUUAUAGGAGUGGUAGACUUGGCUGUGUCGUCAUAGGACCUGCGUGCACUUAUGCCACCUACCAAAUGGUCUCAAUUGAAACAAUACUGAGCCUGCCUCUGAUCUCUGUAGGGAGUUUUGGACUGUCCUGUGACUACAAAGUAAACCUAACCCGCCUUCUGACCCCAGCCAGGAAAGUGAAUGAUUUCUUCUAUUAUUUUUGGAAAGAAUCUUGGCUGCCAUUCAAAACCAUAACCUGGGAAUCUGCCUACAUUUACAAGAGGAAUGAAAACUCGGAGGCAUGCAUCUGGUACAUGAAUGCGCUAGAUGCUGGAGUCACACACUUCUCUGAAAAACUGAAGUUUAAGGAGAUUUUAAGGACUCCGGAGCAGCUUAAAAAAACUGUGAAAGAUCCAAAGCGGAAAAGCAAUGUGAUCAUCAUGUGUGGCUCUCCCACUGACGUCAGCACAGACCUAGGGACGGUGCAAGUGGAUAAGGACAUUGUUAUCAUCCUGAUAGAUCUCUUCAAUAACAUGUACUUCAGGAACAACAACUCAGCCCAUUACAUGCAGAAUGUACUUGUCCUGACUCUGCUACCAGCUAAUGACAGCUUGAAUACCACAAAGACUGAAGACACCAUCCUGACGGAAGAUGACUUUUUUGUUGGCUAUUUUAAUGCAGUCUUGCUGUUUGGACAUAUUCUGAAGAAAUUUAUCGUCUCCCAGAGCCCAGUGUCACCUGUCAGUUUCAUCAAUGAAUUCCGAAAUACCACUUUUGAAGGUGUACGGGGUCCUGUGACUCUAGAUGAAUUUGGAGACAUUGAUACCAAUUUGACCCUGCUGUACACACCACAGACUGCAAAUCAUUUCAGAACUCUUCUAUAUUUCAACACUCGCAAGAACGAGACACACGUGAUGACUACCAGUCCGGAUUUUGUCUGGAAGAACCACAAGCUGCCCAGUGAUAUGCCAAGCACUGGCCCACAAAUCUUGACCAUUGCUGUCUUUACGCUCACAGGAAUUGUGAUUCUGGUUCUGAUCAUCUCUUUGCUGAUUCUAAGGAUGUACAGGAGAGAUAAUGAGCGUCGGUGGAAGAAAUGGUCCCAUAUACCACCUGAGCAAAUCUUGCCUCUGGAGACCAGUGAGACAAGUCAUGUUAGUUUGAAGAUCGAUGAAGAUAAGAGACGUGACACCACCCAGAGACUGCGUCAAGGCAAAUAUGACAAGAAGGUGGUGAUCCUAAAGGAUCUCAGAAACAAUGAUGGUAAUUUCUCAGAGAAGCAAAAAAUAGAACUGAACAAGCUCCUACAGAUUGAUUAUUACAACCUGACCAAGUUCUAUGGCACUGUGAAGAUAGACACCAUGAUCUUUGCGGUGAUUGAGUACUGUGAAAGAGGUUCUCUGCGGGAUGUUUUAAAUGAUAAAAUCUCCUACCCUGAUGGCACAUUCAUGGACUGGGAAUUUAAAAUCUCUGUCAUGUAUGAUAUUGCCAAGGGGAUGUCUUACCUGCACUCAAGCAAAACUGAAGUCCAUGGUCGACUCAAAUCCACAAACUGUGUAGUAGACAAUCGCAUGGUAGUGAAGAUCACUGAUUUUGGCUGUAAUUCAAUUCUGCCUCCAAGGAAAGACCUGUGGACAGCUCCUGAGCAUCUCCGUUAUGCUGAUGUAUCUCAGAAGGGUGAUGUGUACAGCUACGGGAUCAUUGCCCAAGAAAUCAUCCUACGCAGGGAGACCUUCUACACUGGACAAUGCUGGGACUACAAAGAGAAACUUUACAGAGUGGAGAGCGGCAAAGGAGUGAAGCCUUUCCGACCAGACCUGUCCUUGGAAACAGUGGGAGAAAGAGAGAUGGAAGUGUAUAUACUAGUGAAGAGCUGCUGGGAGGAAGAUCCAGAGAAAAGGCCUGACUUUAAGAAAAUUGAGAGUACUCUGGCUAAAAUAUUCAGUAACUGCCAUGGCCAGACCAAUGAAAGCUACAUGGAUACCCUGAUCCGGCGUCUACAGCUGUAUUCCCGGAACCUGGAGCACCUGGUGGAGGAAAGGACAGAGCUGUACAAAGCAGAGCGAGACAGAGCAGACAGGCUUAAUUUCAUGUUACUUCCAAGGCCAGUAGUAAAGUCUUUGAAGGAGACUGGCCUGGUAGAGCCAGAGCUAUUUGAAGAAGUCACUAUCUACUUCAGUGACAUUGUUGGCUUCACCACACUCUGCAAAUACAGCACCCCUAUGGAGGUGGUAGAUAUGCUGAAUGAUAUCUACAAGAACUUUGACCACAUUCUUGACCAUCAUGAUGUUUACAAGGUGGAGACCAUUGGUGAUGCUUACAUGGUGGUGAGUGGUUUACCAAAGAGGAAUGGCAACCGGCAUGCAGUAGACAUCUCCAUGAUGGCUCUGGACAUCCUCAGCUUCAUGGGAUCUUUUGAACUGAGACAUCUGCCGGGUCUGCCUGUUUGGAUUCGCAUUGGAAUUCACUCUGGUCCAUGUGCGGCUGGUGUAGUUGGAAUAAAAAUGCCUCGUUACUGUUUGUUUGGAGAUACAGUGAACACAGCUUCACGGAUGGAAUCCACAGGCUUGCCUUUAAGGAUUCAUCUAAGUGGUUCCACUAUUAACAUCCUGAAAAGAACAGACUGCCGAUUCCAGUAUGAAGUGAGAGGAGAAACAUACUUGAAGGGCAGAGGAACAGAGAUUACCUACUGGUUGACGGGUACUGAGGACAAGAAAUACAAUCUCCCAACACCUCCUUCUGUGGAGAAUCAGCAGCGGUUACAAGAUGACUUAGCAGAGAUGAUAACAAAUAUUCUUCAGAAAAGGGAAAACGAAGGGUUUAAGACACAGAAGCCUUCACGGGUAGCUAGCUACCGAUCAGGUACCCUGGAAUACCUGCAACUGGCCAGCACAGAGAAUUCUGCCACAUAUCUUUAAAACUGGAUGUCUAGUAUGACUCAAAAAGCUACAGCAACUCUCUGGAGUACUUCAUGUGAAGGCUGGAGGCUUAUACUCCCAGCUAGAGGAGAAGGAAAAUACCUUUUCAAGCAUCCUUUCUACCAUCCGACCUCCUAUCAGUAAAUCAAACCUCUCUUCACUGUAACGUCGAAAUUGUCGGAUGACUUCAGUAGGACACAUGCAGCCUGAUUUGAGGUAAAUGAAAAUAUCUGCACUUGAGCCUGGAAAAUAGUUUUUUUUGCUUUGGUUAG